This is a messenger RNA of Polypterus senegalus (gray bichir), 3869 nucleotides long. Its product is annotated as cadherin-related family member 3-like. The transcript has 20 exons. The record is from RefSeq and is a predicted model, not a curated record. NCBI's taxonomy places the organism in Eukaryota, Metazoa, Chordata, Cladistia, Polypteriformes, Polypteridae. Gene Ontology annotation, cellular component: membrane; cell-cell junction. Gene Ontology annotation, biological process: homophilic cell-cell adhesion. Gene Ontology annotation, molecular function: calcium ion binding. The coding region runs from base 97 to 2787 and encodes 896 amino acids.
GAGCAAACAUCUACUUGAAGUGAACAUUUGCAAAGACCUGGUCAGAGUGAAGGAUUAUUUCAAGAGACGAUGGAUGGCGUAUUCUGAAGUGGGAAAAUGUCUAGAAGUGAAUUUCCGUACCUCUUUUUAGGGACUUUACUCUUUUUGGGUGUAUUACAAGAAUCAAAUGGACGAGUUGUUUUCACUGGCUUACCAAAUACAGUCAAUAAAGGUACACCUUAUAUUUUGCCUGUCAAUGUUACCACAUUUCAGGUUUCUACACCUGGCACUCUGCUUGGUAAUCCAGUCAUAAUCAACUCCAAUCCCCUCACUCAAGCCUUUGAAGUUUCAUGUACGGGUUCCACACAUUGUCAGGUCAACAUGAUUAAAAUUCCACAGACUACAGAGGUUGCCAUCAAUUUGCAGAUAUUUGCUCAAGAUAACAUGGGAAGUUCUGCAAUGCAAGUACUUUCUGUAUUUCUGAAUGUUGGAAAUAAACCCCCUAUUUUCUUGGACAAUAUGGCUGACCAAGCUGUGAUAGUAUAUAUUACUGAAAAUUCUCCACCAGGAUAUGUUUAUGGUCCACUUGUGUAUGAUCUUGAGAAUGAUCCACUCAAGUAUUCAAUGUCUCCUGCAUCAUCUGUAUUUGCUAUUGAUCAAUCUACUGGAGCUAUAACAACAAGCAAAAUAUUUAAUUAUGAGACUGACCCACACAGUUACACUUUGGAAAUCAUAGUGACAGAUGGUAUAAAUACAAUUAACGGAAGUUUACUUGUGUACAUUUUGAAUACUAAUGAUGAACAACCUUAUUUUACAAUAAGUGGAACCACAACUUCAAUUCCAGAGGAACAGCCCAUAGGAACUGUGGUUAAAAAUGUGACAGCAAUAGAUCCUGAUGACUUUAAUUAUCUUGGCUUCCUCCAAUAUUCCAUAAGUCCUAUAGAAUACUUUACCAUUGAUCCAUACACAGGUUUAAUUAAAGUGGCACAGCGGAUUGAUAGAGAAGCCAAGCCUCUGAGACAGAAUCCAUUGAUAACAGUCCAAGUAACAGUUAUAGACAGUCCAACCGGAGGCCAGUCAAACACUAUAACACUUACAUUUAACAUUACAGAUAUUAACGACAACCCUCCUAUUUGCAAUCCAGAUACAUACAGGGUACCUCUGCUUGAGACAACCACUAUUGGUGCACAGGUUGCAAGAAUAACGUGUACAGAUAUUGAUGUUGACCCAGCAAACAACCAGUUUAUAUUUAAAGAUUUAACAUGUUCCGGAUGUAAUGAUUUCAUGUAUGCUCUAAGUCCACCUAGUUCAUCACUUAUUGUGCUAAAUGGAAGUCUUGAUAUGGAAACCACUAAGUUGUUAUAUUAUGAAAACUCACUAAGUGUGACUGCCCAAGAUGUGGCAUAUCCAUAUUUUCAAGAUUUUGCAUAUAUUUAUGUUACAGUUAUUCCAGUUAAUGAGUAUGCGCCUCAAUUCAACCGAAGUUCUUACGUGUGUAAUGUUUCAGAGUGUACAAAUCAGGGUGCAUCUGUUACACUAGUGACUGCAACUGACAAGGAUAUUCCAAAUACUGGUAUAACAUACUCAAUUGAGUCUGGAGGAAGCACCUUUGAUUAUAGCAAUAUAUUCUGGAUAAACCCUUCAACAGGUGAAAUAAGACUUGUGGCAAGACCAAACUAUGAAAUUACUCCAGUUUAUGUUCUGACUGUAAUUGCCGUAGAUGGUGAUCCUAUAAAUCCUUUAACAGGAACUACGACUGUAGCAGUGAAUAUUAUUGAACAAAAUGAUGAACCACCAGUGUGCACUCCAAACAAUUAUGAACUGAUAAUUCCAUAUGACCUCAAGACAGGAGCAAAUAUCCAGUUCUUCAAACUUACCUGUACUGAUCUUGAUUCAUCACCUAAAGCCUUUCGGUAUAGUAUUAGUUCAGGUAACAUUAACAACCACUUUACCUUUUCACCAACACAAGGUUCAAAUAUCACAGAACUGAUUUUAUCACAGCCAUUUAAUUACGCCAGCGGUGUUGACAAAGACUGGAAUUAUAAACUUCUAGUCUAUAUAACGGAUGACAAUCCUCCUUAUGCAAGACCAGGGUGUCCAGGAAUUGGAACUGUCACAAUAUAUGUCAGUGUGGUGAUCCCAGGUCUGACCACCAGAACAACUACUACUCCUCCAAGUAUUACAUAUAUUGUUAAAAAAGAAAAUUCCUAUUCUUCAUCUGGCUGGUAUAUCCCAUUUGUCAUAGCUCUGGGUGCAAUGAUCCUGCUUGGAAUUUUGGGAUAUUUGUUCUAUCACUGCAUUAAAUAUCUUUCCAAAAAGGAUUGUUGUGUACCAAAACCUGAGAAAUAUAAAGAGCCACUAAUUCCUCCAUCAGAUGAUGGCAUUAAAAAGGAAGUUGUAAUGGAACUGACUAAGAUCAACACUGUCUUUGAUGGAGAAGCUGUUGAUCCAGUCACAGGAAAGAUUUAUGAAUAUAAUACAAAAUCUGGAGCUCGCAGGUGGAAAGAAACUCAGGUGCUGAAAGAACCUCAGCCAGUUCAGCCUGAGAGCAGCGUGCUUGUCAUCCCAGCAGUUCCUCCUACUGCAAAUCUGGGUAAGGAGAGAACAGGAACCGGCAACUCUAAAAGACCAGAGAGUAAGGGAAGUAAAAACGGAGAUGACAAGAACACUGUGCAUCCUGGAAGCCAGAACCUUCUGCAGAAACCAGAGGAGGUACCCCAGGAAAGAACUUCAUCACAAGCAUCUAAAAAAGAGAAAAAUGUCGAGCUUUACUCAGGUCAGAAAGAUCCUGAAAUGUCAGAAGUAUAAAAAUAGCUGAAUCUGUUUGUGUUUUAGUCCUUCAGAGGGGUAAUAGACAGAAAAAAAAAGAAGUAAUUAACUAGACUGAUGCACUAAAGCUAAACUCAUAAAGUCCGCAGUGUGGAUAAAGUCAAGAUUGGCAGCAAAUGUGAGUCAACAUGUCUAUAGACAGACACCAUUGACUAAUUUCAUGCACAUCCAGUGACAGCUCUAUCAUAAAUGGAUAGUAGCCUGUUAAAUAAAUCUCCCCAACUAUUCUGAUGAAAAGUAUUAUCAGUAAUUCUUUACUUAAUAUAUUUUAACUCCUAACUUUAUAGUGCCUUAUACGCUUUUGCUAAAAUGUAUUACCAUGGAUAUUUUAGUAUUUGGCACAGCUGAGCUUUCAGAUAGCCAAACAAGUUUAAUGGAUUGAUUGCUCUCCACUUGUUUGUCAGAUUUCUUACAUUCUUAGUAUUAAAUGUUUUUCAGGCAGAGAAAUGGAAUCUGCAUUUAUAUCAUAUGAUUAAAAUGCAAUUUUAUGAACCUUUUUAAAAUCAUUGUGAUUGUUAACAUGCUUCUUUUGAAAGCUUUUUUAAAUGUUGAAAUAAACACUUCUUGUCCAUAAUGUAUUUACGGUAAGAGGGCAGCAGUUCUUAGCCUGGGGACUGACACAGAGUCUAAGAGUAUGGGAAAAUCUUUUGAAAAAUGUAAAAUACACCUGAACUACUGUGGAAUUGCUCUCCACAUCUGAGUAUUUAAAUGGAAAUGCCUACGAGUGGCACUGUACACUGCCAGAGCAGAAAAGAUGUGGUCAUACUGAAGGGAGAAUUAACAAGAUGUGCCCACCAAAACCUAGCAGGGAAAAGGGUUACGAACUGCUGUUGUUUCUUUAGUUUUCCUUUGUAUGGUCCACUUUUCUCUUAAUUUACUGCAUAAACCAAUAUAGCUGAAAUGCUUUCAUAAGAGACAAUUUAUUUUAUAAUACAAUAGGAAUGAAAUACUGUUCUGAUUAAUCCUUACUUAGGUUAAACUUGUCUGUGUAAAGCAAGCAAAUUUGUAACAUGGAAUGAAAGCGUUUUUUGUUCUGAAAUUUAAAUAAAAGCUUGUAAAUU